GAAAAACCAUUGGAUGAGGCUAAAGAUCAAACCUUAGAAAUGUGUUUCUGUCUCCAUAGCUGUGAGCAGAUAUUUGGUGAGAAAGUGAUACAGACACCAGCCGUGCGUUGCCUUUCCAGCUCAACAACUGAGAAUCAUUUUCAACCCUCGCUCUUGAUUGCUUUAUCAAAUGCCCAAAAACAGCAAGGCCGUCAAGAGAGAACUUGACGACGAUGUCACAGAGGCUGUCAAAGACCUGCUUUCCAACGAGGACGCCUGCGACGAUACCUUCAAAAAGAGCUCGCUGAUCGUCAACAACCACGACGGACAAGUGAAGGAUUGCGAUGUGGAGGAAGGCGGCUCAGACGGAGACGAGGAGGAGGAAGAACGUCCAGCCUGGAACAGCAAGCUCCAGUACAUCCUGGCCCAGGUCGGGUUCUCUGUAGGCCUGGGAAACGUCUGGAGGUUUCCCUACCUGUGCCAGAAGAAUGGAGGAGGUGCCUACCUGGUGCCCUAUUUCAUCCUACUGGUGUUGAUCGGCAUCCCGCUGUUCUUCCUGGAGCUCGCCGUAGGACAGCGGAUUCGCAGAGGCAGCAUCGGGGUGUGGAACUACAUCAGCCCUCGGCUGGGGGGUCUUAUCCACCCCAGCUGUCCACCGUGUGACCGUGUCCACCACAAGAGUGAAAGACAAAACAAGAUAGAGGUCUUCAACAACAACUGGACCUGA
Cynoglossus semilaevis (tongue sole) is the source of this 706-nucleotide messenger RNA. RefSeq names its product solute carrier family 6 member 15 (gene slc6a15). Bases 170 to 706 code for a protein of 178 amino acids. NCBI's taxonomy places the organism in Eukaryota, Metazoa, Chordata, Actinopteri, Pleuronectiformes, Cynoglossidae. The record is from RefSeq and is a predicted model, not a curated record. Gene Ontology annotation, molecular function: proline:sodium symporter activity. Gene Ontology annotation, biological process: L-leucine transport; sodium ion transmembrane transport. Gene Ontology annotation, cellular component: plasma membrane. The transcript has 4 exons.